Cadophora gregata is the source of this 456-nucleotide messenger RNA. RefSeq lists its product as uncharacterized. The coding region runs from base 1 to 456 and encodes 151 amino acids. The record is from RefSeq and is a predicted model, not a curated record. The transcript has 2 exons. Lineage: Eukaryota; Fungi; Ascomycota; Leotiomycetes; Helotiales; Ploettnerulaceae.
AUGUUCAUCGAAGAAGGCGCAAGCGAUGUAGAGGGAUUCAAAGCACUAGAAAAGUCUUUUUCUCAUCAACAUCGAGGACAGCAGAGCCAUUCCCACUUCAUGCGACCUCUCUGUCAAACUUCAACAAGAGCUGCUCGCAUUGCACAAAUACCUGCUGAGCCGAUUGAGGAGCCCGGACCACCGAGGAUUGUCAUAAAUGGCACAGAUGCAAAGGGAUCUCCAAAGCCUGCCUCCAGGAGCUCUACAUUCCGGGAGGAUAGUAAUGACUUCUUCAAGUCUCAUGGAAAGGACCAUGAGAAAGGGGCACACAAGGAUAAGGGAAAGAAGCCUCAUGCUAAAGGAAACAAGUCACCGAAGCUGAACGACACGCCUGGCAAAGACAAAGACACACCUCAAGAUGGCUGUCAAAUUCCGAGUAAUCUUAAGGGCACUCAGAUAUGUUCAGGACAUUCUUGA